Molecule: messenger RNA, 2395 nt
Organism: Odocoileus virginianus texanus
Lineage: Eukaryota; Metazoa; Chordata; Mammalia; Artiodactyla; Cervidae
Source: RefSeq, a predicted model, not a curated record
GUGGGAUCUUAGUUCCCCAAUCAGGGAAUGAACCCAUGCCUUCUGCAGUAGGAGUGCAAAUUCUUAACCACUGGACCUAAGCCCUAAAUUUUUGUAAUUCCUAUUCUUUACUAUUGAAUCAUUUACAGCAAAUAUUUUCACUAAAGCUGAUCUACUUAGAGUGAGGGAAAUUCCUUAGACUUUAUUGGGUAUUUACUUUCCCAAUACUAUAAUCUUCUAGAAUACUCACCACUUAAUUACACGUAUUAGUACCCUUUAAAAUGUUUACAGAAAAGCAGACUACCUGAAACUAAUGCCAGUUUAGCUUUGCAGGCUGGAAUCUGUUCUGAAUAGUGGUCUGGAAGGAACUUUGGAUUUAGAGGGAAAAGGUUGGGAACAAUUUGAACAUAAAAACUAUUUUCUCAUGAGUUCCAUUUUAAUAUUGAAUAAAUUCACAAUUUCUGUUUUUCCUUUGUAUCUUCUUAUAAGGUCAUUUGUCAUUUUGAGAAGGAACGCUCUGCAGGGUUUCAGCGUUGCUAUCAUGGCCGCUGCCUCUCCUCUGAGGAAACUGGAGGACGAGGUGCUGUGUUCUAUCUGUCUUGACUACUUGAAAGACCCCGUUACCGUCGACUGUGGUCAUGUCUUCUGCUAUCACUGCAUCAUUAAGGUCUGUGAAUCUGCUCAGUAGCCAUUAUAUUGUUCUCUCUGCAAGACAGCCUUUAAGAAAGAGAAUAUCCGCCAUGUGUGGCAGAUGGCCAGCAUAGUGGAGAACAUCUGGAGGAUGAAAGUAGAUGAGGAGAGACAACCCAGAGAGGACAGACCGCUCGAGCAGAGAGCGGAGAAGCUGUGAGGGCAGCAUCUGGAGAAGCUGUAUUACCACUGCAAGGACGACCAGCAGAUCCUGUGUGUCGUGUGUCGGGCGUCCCGGGAGCACAGGCACCACGCUGCUCUUCUGCUGGAGAAAGCUGCCCAGUCUUAUCGGGGUAGAAUUCUAAACCAUCUGAAGAUUCUGAAAGGAGACCGGGACAGGAUUCAGAAUUUUCAGUCUACAGGAGAAGAUGAGAUUCAGGCCCUGCUGGCAAAAUUCCAGAAUCACAAGCAAGAUAUAGCAUCAGUGUUUGAGCAGGGCUAUCAGUUCCUGAGAGAAAGGGAGCAGUACCUGUUGGAGUGGCUGGAGGGAAUGGAGCAACACCUUUCUGAAGGAAGGAACAACCAUGUCACCAAGGGCUCUGAGGAGGUCAUCCGGCUGGGGACCCUGAUUUCUGAGCUAGAGAAGAAAGCUCGGCAGCCAGCACUUGAACUUUUGCAGGACCCAAGUGACAUAACAAGCAGAUACCCCCGGAAGAAGUUCUGGAUUGAAAAGCCUAUCAGUCCUGCAAUCAGAAAACAGAUGGAAGAAUUUUCAGAUAAACUUCUUUGUUUAGAGAAAGGACUCAGAGGAUUCCAUGGAAAAUAGAUGAGGGAGCUGCAAUAUAAGACAAUGAGGAUCAUCCUGGAUUCCCAGACAGCCAAUGGCUACCUCUCAGUGUCUCCAAAUGGGAAGAGUAUGAUGCUCACUGGCUUGCGGAUGAACAAAUACCAGCGUGGUCAGCGAUUUGAUCCGGAGCCGGGGGUGCUGGGCAGUAAGGGCUUCACAUGGGGCAAAGGGUACUGGGAAGUGAAAGCGGACAGGAUCUGGUGGGAAGCAGAGGAGGAAGAAGACGCAAGGAGAGACAAGGCUGGAAGCAGAGGCGUGUUUGGCAGUAGACAUCUUGGUGGAUUUAUAGGCAUCACUGAUGGGUAUCAUUCUCCUGGAUAUAGAGAGAAGAAUGAGGAGUUGGAGGGGGAAUGGUCUCAGGAAAAUGGAAUAUGGCCAAAAUUAUGCCUGGUGGGGGUGGCAAGAGAGUCAGUGGUGAGAAGGGGAUUUCUCAACUUCACCCCCGAGGAGGGGUUCUGGACUCUGCAGCUGUCCUCAGCUGGGGUGUCUAUAUGCACCAGCCCUGAGCCCUUCCAGAUUCUGUCCUACUGGCCCCGGCAGAUUGGAGUUGCUCUGGAUUAUGAUGGUGGGAAGGUAACCUUUACCAAUGCCAGAACUCAAGAGUUCAUCUAUGAAUACUCAUCUGCCUUCACUGGGAGAAUUUUCCCUUUCCUGUGGCUUAACUGCGUGAGAUCCAAACUUACACUGAGACCCUGAGAGAAGAGCUCCGGGUUUUCUCAUUUAUCCUUUGUUCCUUUUCCUCAUUCCCAGCUCUCUGCCUCAGCCGGAUGGUCCUGCUGGGUUUCUGAAAGCACUCAGAUGAUAAGCAUUAUGGCAGUCAUGAGUCUCUUGUCCUCGCUGAUUUGUCUCUGAAAUGGGGACGGUAAUAGUUGAUCUUCUUUCUCUAAGAGGAAUGGUUGGAAUGUCUUUAAUGUGUUUAUUAAAAUGUGUGUUAACUGA